AUGAGCAACGUUAUCAGGAAGGUUUUCAACACUGACAAGAACGAGGCUACCACCUUCUCGAAUGAGGCUAGCAACAACGCCAGCGGUACCCUCAACAACACCAGCAACAACGCUACCCACAAUGCCACUGGUGUUACCGGUACCUCGGGUCCCACUGGUACUAAUGGCACUGGUUCCACCAGCGACUACACUCCAUUGAGCGCCUGGUCGGUGCAGAACGGUGGUCAGACCAGCGUUGGUGCCAGCAGCACCGCCUCGGCUGCUGCUCAGGCUGCCGCUGCUGCUGACUCGACCCACGCUGCCCCCUCGUCGCAGCAGUCAACCGUUCCUCAGUCGCAGUCGAUUGACUCGGCUAACCGCACUGGUCUCACCCAGACCACUAGCGUCAACUCGGGUGUGAACGUCGCCGCCGGCAACGUCGACCAGGACGUGCAGCACCUUGCUCCGGUCACCCGUCACAUCCACCACCGCCACGAGGUUGAGGAGCUCAUCCGCGAGCGUGAGCACCACAUCCACCAGCACCACAUUCAGCACCACGUGCAGCCGGUUCUGGACUCGGAGCACCUUGCUGAGCAGAUCCACAGCCGUGUUGUGCCGGUGACCACCGUGCGUGAGGUGCACGCCAACACCGACAAGGAUGCCGCUCUCAUGCGCGCUGUUGCUGGCAACCCGAAGGACACCUUCACCCAGGCUGCCAUUGACCGCAGCGUCAUUGACAAGGGUGAGACUGUCCGUGAAAUUGUUCACCACCACAUCCACAACAUCGUGCAGCCGAUCAUCGAGAAGGAGACUCACGAGUACCACCGCAUUCGCACGACCAUCCCGACCACCCACAUCACCCACGAGGCUCCGAUCGUGCACGAGUCGACUGCCCACCAGCCGAUUCGCAAAGAGGACUUUCUGAAGGGCGGCGGUGUGCUCACCAGCACCACCCGCACCAUUGAGGAGGCCGGUCUCCUGAACCUGGGCAACAACCAGCGCACUGUGGAGGGUGAGACCUACACUGGUGGUAUGCCCCUGGGCCAGUAA
Messenger RNA from Malassezia pachydermatis, 1029 nucleotides. RefSeq lists its product as hypothetical. The record is from RefSeq and is a predicted model, not a curated record. Bases 1 to 1029 code for a protein of 342 amino acids. NCBI's taxonomy places the organism in Eukaryota, Fungi, Basidiomycota, Malasseziomycetes, Malasseziales, Malasseziaceae. The transcript has a single exon.